This is a messenger RNA of Ceutorhynchus assimilis (cabbage seed weevil), 1279 nucleotides long. Lineage: Eukaryota; Metazoa; Arthropoda; Insecta; Coleoptera; Curculionidae. The record is from the annotation of a GenBank genome assembly.
AGUUGAGUUGAUACACAACCCGGUAAAUUUGCAGUUCAUUUUAUUGGGAUUGCAUUUUUUAUUAAAUUGUUUAAUUAAAGCACAGCCUAUAUACUUCUAGUUUACAACUUUAAUCAAUAGAUAAUGACUACUAAAUGGCACAAAUUACUUUGCAAGAAAGAUCAACUGCAGUUAUUGGGUACUUUAAAUGGAGGACAAAGUUUUAGGUGGAAACAAAUCCCAGAGAACCAAUGGCUAGGCAUUUUUUCUAAAAAAGUGUGGAUUUUAAAAGAAGCAACUGACGCGAUUCUCUAUCAAGUACAUGCACCCAACUCAACAAAAACAUCACCCAAAAAAUGUAAUGAGGAAUUGAGCAACUAUUUACAUUUAGAUGUUGAUUUGUCCGAAUAUUAUCCUAAAUGGAGUGAGAAGGAUCCUAAUUUUAAAGAUGCAGCUGAACAGUUUUACGGUAUCAGGAUUUUAAGACAGGAUGUUGUUGAGAAUAUUUUUUCAUUUAUUUGUUCCCAAAAUAAUCACAUUUCAAGGAUUACCAGUAUGGUGGAAAAACUAGCUGAAUACUAUGGUGAAAAAAUUUGCGAUAUUAAUGGCAUAACGUAUUACAGUUUUCCUGACGUAGAAAAGUUAGCAGCUGAUGGAGUAGAGCAACACCUACGAAACAACGGUUUUGGAUAUCGAGCAAAAUACAUCAGUAAUUCUGCAAAGUUAAUUGCUGAUGGGGGCGGAAACAAAUGGAUCAAUGAAUUACAGGAAAUGAAAUAUGAGGACGCCAAGAAAAACUUGAUGACUUUAAUGGGUAUUGGUGCCAAGGUGGCUGAUUGUAUCUGUUUAAUGUCUCUGGGUCAUUUGCAAGCAAUUCCAGUAGAUACGCAUAUUUAUCAAAUAGCUGCUAGACUUUACAUGCCUAAACUGGGAAAACAAAAAACUGUUACAGAAAAAAUUUAUAACGAAAUUGGUGAAUUUUUUAGAGAUUUGUAUGGUCCUUUGGCAGGGUGGGCUCAUACUGUAUUAUUUUGUGCAGAUCUAAAAAAGUUUCAAGAUAAUAAAGUAGAGACUGCAAAGACAUCAAAACAUAAAAAACAGGAUAGCAAAACAAAGAUAAACUCAAAAAAACUGAAAACAUGAUUUUUCAAUCAAUCAUUGUAAGAAAAAAAAAAAUUUAAAUUAAGUAUAGGGUUUAUUUUUAAUUAAACAAUAUUUUUAUGUGAUUUAGUCUUUUUUUUGAUGAUUCAAAGACAAAAAAUAACCCCACUGUACUUGCACUACAACUCGAAUUAUGUUC